AUGUCUACGGCUGAAGAUCCUUUCGUCUCUCCCUCCGGGGAGAGAACCGCUUCUCGCGACUCGCACAAGUAUUCGUCCUUUGACACGCAAUUGUUCAGCCUGAAUGCGUCUUCUCCCGCUCAAGCCAAACGGGCGCUCGAGGCCCAUCUGGCGGAAACUGAGCGUCGACUCGAAGAGGCCGGUAAGCUGGGCACGACACUGAUUGAACAGCAGCGGCAACUCGAGGAAAAGCUGCGAGAAGUGGAACAACAGCAGGACGAGGGCCAGAUUGGUCCGGACCUCCGGCGCAAGCUGGCGGAUCUGGAGAGAGAAUACAAUGAAAUCGGCCGGGAAUCGGCUCGCGCAUUCCUCGCUCCCAAGCGUUUGGCUAGCGGCGAAGAUGGCCACCUUGGGACUCCGUACGAGCAAAAGUCACCUAUUAGCUCCGCACUGUUUGCCGGUCAGGCCACCAACUCCCCUAGCAAGGUCAGCGUUCCGUCACGAAAGCAGCGCAACCAGCCCUCAAACCGUGUCCAUGACAUCGAAUUCGCUACCGAGAUUUCCACCUCCCUGCUUGCUCAGGUGCGUCAAUUGCAGACUCUCCUCGCCGAGCGGGAGGAGGCACUCAAGGCUGUGAACCUUGAGAAGUCGCGACUCGAACUCGAGGCCGAGGGGUAUGCCCAACGAAUCAGGGUGCUGGACGAGAGCGAAGAGCGCUACAAGGAUGAAAAUUGGGCUUUGGAGACUCGGACCCAUGAGUUGUUGACCGCAGCCAAGGAAGCGGCUGAUCGUGAAAGCAGGCUGAACAGCAGCCUGGGGGCGUUGGCUACCGAGAAGAGCGCCAUGGAACGGGAGCUCGAGGAUCUGAGACAUGCGAACGCGAAGUUGGUCGAGGACCACACCGCUGCUCAGAAAGCUAACGAUGCCGAGAUUCACCUUCUCCGUCGCAACCUUCAUGCUGGUGAUACUGAGAAACUCGCCCUGCAAAAGAAAGUCGAGGAACUGAACUCUCAAAACGAGGAACUCGCCAAGGCGGUGGCCAUGCGCCUUCGCCAGCAAGAACAUGAGCUUUCUCGUGAAGUCCAUCGCGAUCAAGACUCCGACGACCAAGAUCAGUCGACGCCCGAAAACUCCCCGCCACCGUCUCCGAACAGAUUCACCCCGCGUCACAACCAUCUCGAAACGGAGACGUUGAAGAGUUCGCUCGGUCAUGCUCACCGCAUGAUCCAGAACCUCAAGAGCACUAUCCAUCGUGAAAAGACCGAAAAGAUCGACCUGAAGCGUAUGCUGCAGGAAGCCCGCGAUGAGAUCGAGCAAAAGCGCCGUGAAGCUGUCGCACCAACCGGUCCUUCCAGCAAACGCCAGAAGACCAAGCCCGACCCUGCCCGUAAGGCCGCACGGCCUGACCUACUGGGUGCCGGGCGAAAGAGAGCGGAGAUCGAGAUCCAUGAAUCGGACUGGGAAGACAAUGCUACUGACGCCAGCCCCUCCCAUAAAGCCACUUUGAAAGCCUCCCGGGCCCGCAUGGGAGGACCGUCGUCCGAAGAACCGAGUGAUGCUUACCAGACCGCCACCGAAGCCGAUGACAAUUUCGAGACAGCCACGGAACGAGGAACAGCCACGGAGAGUGAAGCUUUCCAGACUGGUCUUGAGAGCAUGGCUGAUGAUAGCACGGACAGCGGAGAGCUCACCGAGACUGACAAUAGGCUGCAGAGGACUCCGCGCGGACGAGUGUCGUCUUUCACGAUGACCAAGACUCGCGACCGGAAAGCUUACGAGAGCACGGCUUCCAACUCCAGCGACGAGGAUGCAAUUGACGAAGAAGGCUUCCCGUCACCCAGUCAAGUCAGCCCUAGGUACAGGGUGAGGAACAAGAGAAGCAUCGUCAGGAGGAUCCGUCCCUCUGGCGAGGCUCCGAUGGCUUCGAACAGCAGGCCCUCUACCGCCCGCGAAUCGCCUGCCACGAGCUUCAUGCAAAGUCCAGAAAGCACCGAAGGGCAGAGUCUCUUCAUGGAGCUUGCCGACUUGGAUGGCGAUGAUGACCAAGAGGGUGACUUUGGACCCCCGAUGCGGUUUGACACGGCAUCUCAGGCCUCGACCCCGCGUAUGCUCCCAGCUUAUGAUUCAAGACGUCCCUCGGAAGCUGUGCUUGACACAGUUCCCGAACCUGUUAUGGUUGAUGCUGGUAUGAUGACGGAGCCGUGGGAGCCCGCCGUUCCUGCUGCAGUCACUGCUGUCCCUCUCAGUGAGGAGACAGUCAAUGGUGAACACGUAUUGCCCUCGAAGCCAACCAUGUCUGAUGCUGGCACUGCGACGGAGCAAGAGCAGGCACCGGAAGUGGUGCACGCCUCAACUCAAUGGAAUCUUCCUGCAUCGGAGGCUGUUGUCGCCGAGACUCAACGAGAAGUGCAACAACCUUCCACUCAAUUGAACUUGGAAUUUUCUUCUGUAGCUGCUCAGGAAACCAUUCCAUCUCCGCCCAGACACCCCCAGUUGAAUACUGCAUAUGCUGUUGGAGUUACGACCGAACCGAUUGCCUCCGUCGUUCCUGCUCCACCAGAUGUAGCCUUGUCGUUGAUCUCCUCUGCUUACACUGAGCCGGUCACUGCGAGCCUCCCUCAGCCUGCACCAGUAUACGUUCCCAAUGUGGCGGUGUCGACAAUCUCUUUCCAACAUACCCCGCCUAUCGUGGCAGCCCUCCCUGAGCCCGCGCCAGUGGCUACUCUUGCUGAACAUGGCACCAAUACUGAGACUCGGGAGCUCGCCGUCUCAUCAAUCUACUCUUUGGAGACCGAGCCUGUCGCAGCCAGUCCCAAGCCAACCCCGGUGCCUGUGAUCAUUGAGAAGCGUGUCGAAGUUGAGCGUGAGCUUCCGAUGCUGACUCUGUCGUCGAUAGUCGCUCAGCAGACGGAACCUGUCCUGGCCACAACUGAGCGCAGCGUAGACCUGGAGCAUGAAUCUGUGGUGGAGUCAGCCAAAAAACCCGAGCUUCCGGAACUGGCUGCAUCGUCAAUUUUCUCACAACAGACCGAGCCUGUCCUGGCUCGAGAUGCCGCUGAGCCCAAGCUUUUGGACUUGAAUGUUUCUGUCAUCUCAUCGGAAUGCACGGAACCAGCUGCACCACAGUUGCACGAGGUGCCGAUCGCUCCAGCUUCUCAAAUCUCACUGUCCGAUGUGAGAGCGGUGGAAACGAUUCCCGUCAAACAUGUUCCGUCGGCAAUUGUUGUGCCCCCGGUUCAGCUGACCCAUGGAAACACGCCAUCGGCGCAUAGCAUGCAUAUGGUCAAGGGUCUCCCUGCUUCUGAAUUGCCAUUGCUCGUUGUCAACGAUGAUGGUCCAGAAAAGAAUGCGGCCAGUGGUACAAACGGAACGACGCCAGACCCCACUCUACCAUUGAGUACAAUUUCUGGCAAUGCUGUCCCACGCCAGACAAGACAGCAAUCAGUUGGUCGUGCGGAACGGGCUGACCAGGGAGCCCAAACAAUCCUGUCGUCGAAGCAAAUUGACCAGAUUCUCAUGGAUCGUGUCACCACCCGGCCCCUAUCUCCUCCGGACAGUGACAAGGCCAAGGAACAGAACACCUCACCAUUUGCCACACCCCGAGCACGCACUCGUCCCACUCAUCAGUCCUCUCAAUCCUCCCUCCCAUCCCACCAGCUCAGGCCGGGCAGUUCGCUUAGCCAUACCUCAAGCAUCCAGAGCCACCCACCUUUGCCUACUGACCACAAGGAGGCUAUCAUGGCGGCCGAGAAACGAUCAUUGGAUCAGCAGCCAUCUUCUCCAGCGUUGAUGGGUCCGCCCCUUGCCCCAGCCUCCGCUCACCGAACCAAUGUAGGCCAGCGCCCGCGGACUCCCAACGAGUCGGGUCUUCAGGUCAACUCGACGUCCACCACGACCUCUAGAGUCAAGUUGAGAAACGAGAGUAACAGCCACAUCUCACGACGGUCGUCAGUCUCAUCUUUCGCCUCUGAGAUCGAUGAGCGGUUCGCCGCGCAGCCUAUUGGCCCUCAGGGUUAUGCCGCUGGUACGGACCCGAGGAUGAUCCAGGCUAUCACGCAAACGAUGAUUGGCGAGUUCCUCUGGAAGUACACUCGCAAGACUGUCACUGGAGAGGUUUCUAGCACCAGACAUCGUCGCUACUUCUGGGUUCAUCCCUAUACCCGCACGUUGUAUUGGAGUGCACAGGACCCCCAGACCGCCGGCACGCGUGAACUGAAGACGAAGAGUGUUCCCAUCGAGGCUGUCAGGGUCGUUCCUGACGACAAUCCUUACCCCCCUGGCCUCCACUGCAGGAGUCUGGAGGUGGUCAGCCCCGGUCGCCGGGUUCGAUUCACAGCGACCACCAGUCAGCGACACGAGACCUGGUUCAAUGCACUAUCGUACCUCCUGCUGCGCAACUCGGCGGAGAAUGGGGAAGAACAAGAGAGCAACGCUUCGUUGCAAGACAUCGAUGAGUUUAACCCGGAGUUCCACUCACGCUCCCGACAGACCUCAAGGCUCUCUUUCUCCUCUUCGCGCAGUCGCACUGCACGGAAUUGGCCGAAGGAGCGAGCUGGCUCUACCAUUUCAUCGCGCCGGACACUGACGCCGGGUCGAGGCUCUCCUUCACUUGCUGCCCCAGCCCCGUUUACUGAGCAACGGAACGGUUCUAGCUCUCGUCUCAGCACGAUCUUGAAUACGACGAUCAAGGGCUCAUUUGGUCGUAAGGGUCCGCGCUAUGCGAGCUCGAGCGUCCAUGAAGGAAGCGUCCACACCCGUGACAGCCACGAUGACUUUCGGCAUACGAUGGAGAGACAAGAAAGCCAAGGGGAUCGACUUGAGAAUGUCCGAGCUUGUUGCGAUGGCAAACACGAUGUCAGCGCCUUGUCCAGGACUAGUAAAUAUAGCCCGCGCGUGAACCGCAUCCAUUCCCAUCAUUAA
Molecule: messenger RNA, 4899 nt
Organism: Aspergillus homomorphus CBS 101889
Lineage: Eukaryota; Fungi; Ascomycota; Eurotiomycetes; Eurotiales; Aspergillaceae
Product: putative nuclear migration protein (ApsA)
Exons: 5
Coding region: 1-4899 (1632 amino acids)
Biological process (GO): dynein-driven meiotic oscillatory nuclear movement; microtubule cytoskeleton organization; maintenance of protein location in cell cortex
Cellular component (GO): cell cortex; mitochondrion
Molecular function (GO): tubulin binding; phospholipid binding
Source: RefSeq, a predicted model, not a curated record